Messenger RNA from Exaiptasia diaphana, 3409 nucleotides. RefSeq lists its product as uncharacterized. The transcript is spliced from 8 exons. NCBI's taxonomy places the organism in Eukaryota, Metazoa, Cnidaria, Anthozoa, Actiniaria, Aiptasiidae. The record is from RefSeq and is a predicted model, not a curated record. The coding region runs from base 199 to 2730 and encodes 843 amino acids.
ACAACAAGAUUGUAGGAAGUUGAAAUUUUGAUCGUUGAUCGUUCUAAAAUGAAAGUUUUCUGUCAAAAUAUAUGAUAUAACUCACAACAUAUUUUUCAUUUUCAUAAUAAUGAAAUAAUAACUCCACAAGUUUGAUGAAGAUGGAAAUYUGAUCCUGUCGAAGUUCAUCUAAAAAGAUCCUCGUUCAAACGCAAAGUGAUGCAUGUUUUUAUCAACGAUGGAAAUGAAAGAUGCUGGUUGACUGAUGUUCAUUUGAAGAAUGGCUUCUGUCCUCACAUUGGAAAUCAAAGAGACAGGCAGCUUAAGAAUGUUGCUCCCAUAGAGCCGGCUAUAUGGUGCAAAGUUCUAAUCUUGGAGUCCAUCUCCAUUGACUGUAGUCGACGUGUCUUGAGGUGGUCUACAGGAAAUUCUGCCAAUGAAGAUGACAACCAAAACCAAUACUGCAUCAAUGAGGAAUGUUCUGGUUAUGAUACAGAAGAUGAGCUGUUUGAUUUGGCAAGAAAUAUCAUUGAAAGGUCUAGACAAGAUGUGGGAGAGGAUGAUUCYAGUAUGUCCAUCGUGCGAAUGCUACACUGUUUYGUCUUGCCUAAAGUCUCAUUUCAUCGAAAUGACACUGCCAAAGUAGAACACGCCAAGAGUGAGCAAGUCAAAAGUAUCCAAGCCUUGGAUGUCAAGCUAAGAGAAAAGUGUAAUGAGGUCAGUGAGAGCCAAGAAGAGCUGUWUGCAAAACAAGAACRGUUUUUACCUGAUAUUGAGGAACUAGUGGAUAACAAUCACCUUGAUAAGCAAUUCCUUGAAGAAUUGCUACAGGACAUCAAGCAAGAAGAAAAAUCAAUCAGGAAGCAGUUUGACGAAGCUCAAGAUAAAGUGGUAGCAGCWAAAAAACUUCUAAAUUCAGGGAAGAGGUCUUCAUCUGGUGUACUCUAUCAAGCCAGAGAAAACAGAGACUUGCUAAACAGCAGGCUGGAGUCUGUAGUGAUGGCAAGAGAACAAGUUGUUGAAGGUUUAGAUUCUCUGAAAGAAAAUGUACCUAAAAAGCCUGUAAGGGUUUUACAAGAAUAUGCUGAGCUGAGAAGGAGAUUAGAAAGAAUAAAAGAAGAAAGGCAUGAGUUAAUUCAGCAGAAGAAUUGUGCAUUGAGUGUACGUGAAAUGUUGGAUGAAAUUUUAAAUGAUCUUAACACAAAAGGUUUCUCCGAGGYUAAUGAUGCAGACUCCAAAGGRCACAGAGCUACAGAUGUUCUACAAAAUGUUUGGUACCCAGAAUGGCARAAACUGAGUGAACGAGUAGCAACGAUAGUCUACAAUCCUGAGCAUCCAGUUGGUAAUUCAUUUAAGAAAUUUUGCASUGAAGUACAUGAUUUAUGUCAGGAUAUCAUUGCACUUGGCCAGUUGACAGAGACAUCUAUGGAUAUACAUGGAUCAAUGAGUGUUAUCAGUAUAGGAAGCCACGAAGUUCCUCUUGAAGACAGACUUGGGUGCAGUUCAUAUGGACUCAAUGAUUAUAUCGUUGAUUCAUACAGAGACAAGUUGGCCCAGCUUAAGAAUAUGAUUUUCCAUCAUUURGARGAAAUGACAGGACUUUUAUCAAUCUUGUUUAAAAACAAUGACACACCAUUUCGCAACAAACUUCGACUUGCUUAUGAACACUGUUUUUAUGAGCAUGAACAUGAGUUUAUUGAGUGCGUAUAUGAGCGUGCUCACCAUGARCAUGUUGCUARUCUUGARAUYGACAUCAAAAGACUUAAGAAGCUGCCUAUAAAAUUGCUGAAGCUKCCYAUGAAAGAYGAAUGGUGGCAUGAGAUCUUUGAGCAAAGAGUACAAAUUUGUGAAUUGAAUGCACAAGUUUUCAAGCCAYUAGCUGCAAGUUUGUCAUCACUGGACAAUGGUGAAACAAAUGGACAUACACCUUGCGAACUMACCAGUUACAUCAAUGGUGAUUCGAGUAGUGAUGACAGCUGUUGUGAGCCUCUCGAUGAAGAUGAUUUAGAUGGUCUUGAAGUAGAUUUWCCARUUACCAUCAAYACUGACAAGAACCACUAUCUUGAUACAAUGAGYGUGAGGAGUUUCUUCAUAAAUACAGUCCGUACACGUUCUAGAACCUUCAACAAUGGUUAUGCAAGCAGUACAAAUGACUCAGAUUCUGAAGAUAGUGUUCCCAAUGAAACCAGAAGACAAACAUGUGGAGCCCAAUUGAGUUUAAGUGCACCCACAAAUAGCAAACUMUCACUUAGCAACUUAAUUGACCAAUGGCAGGGUAAAGAUGAAACAGAUGGUAAUUCCAUUAAAAGACAGCCKUCAAAAAGCGACUAUGAACUUAGCAAAAGAAAAUCACCYGAASCAAGUUGCACACUACAACAAGRUGACACRUUUGAGGAUCAUUUCGGCCCAGCACUUCAAUACAUGAAGGACAUGUUCAAAGCUGUCAGUCCAGUWGCAAAGCUGAAGUGUCUGACAGCUUCGCUGAGGAAAAUUGCUGCUAAAGUUUCAGAAUUGAGAAUGCGAGAUGGACAAGACAGCUUCUCAUCAGCUGUGACGGCAGAAGAUCUCCUGCCGCUGCUGAUUCUUAUGAUGUUACAGAUGGAUCCRUGUGAUGCUGCAUCAAUGUGGCCRCAGCUUGCAAUGCUAGAAGAUCUCAUGGCACCUUUCCUGGGGUCUGGKUGCCAUGGCUGGGCUUUAGUUGAGUUCCAAAUGGCACAAAGGAUUCUGGUGGACCUUUGCUCACAGUUUUAGGACUUUGCAUUAUGUAGUAUAUACAUUCUUGCUUUGCUUAUUCAGUAAACAUUACAAUUAUAAUAAGCUAAUUAUAACUAAGGUAUGGUCAAUACUCUAAGCAAAGUAUUCACAACAUUUCAAUUAUGGACAACCUUCUUCAGCCAAAUAUACAUGUAAAUGCAAUAUGAUUUAUAAUAAUAAUAAUUUAAUUGAAUAAUACUAUUGACAAUCGAUUUUGUAAAACACARUUCUCAAUGAAUCCAAUUUGGAAAUAAUUUAUUAUACUUUGUAGGACRUAGCAAGGUAUUGUACUUCACAAGCAUGAAAUCAAAUCUCACAUUGCACAGACUGAUAUYUSUGCACACUCUGAUUUCAAAAAUACCUUGACCCGCUUGAAGUUGUAAAGUGUGAAUAGMCAACUAAAAUAUGUGUUGUAGUUUGCGUCCUAAUGCUGUAUUGCAGUUGACAUUUUAAAACGUGUCUAUGUUUUGUAUUAAGAGGGAGACAACCUCAAAGAAAAGGGGUCAAUAAUUAUGUUGGUACUGUACAUACAUUUGUAGUUUAUUAAAAUAAGUAAUAAUAACAAUAAUAUUCAAAAAUAAAAUGUAACUUGCUUGUGACUUCUAGCAUUUUAGUGAAUGUUAUUGUCUAACAAUACAUUAAUUAGACGGGCAGAUAAUUAAAAUAUUUCUCUUGA